Messenger RNA from Cylicostephanus goldi, 377 nucleotides. The record is from the annotation of a GenBank genome assembly. NCBI's taxonomy places the organism in Eukaryota, Metazoa, Nematoda, Chromadorea, Rhabditida, Strongylidae.
AUGAUUUCCAUCGGCGAUGCCGAUUCCGAUGGGAUUAGCCUCUAUCGAGCAUCAUCGGACUUGUCCGUGGUGGAGUCAGGCGAAGUUCCACGACAAUCGAGCGGCAUUUCCUUGAAGCGAAACACCAACUGUGAACUCUGUAAUAAAGAAUACCCUUUGAUUAGCGUGUUGAAGCCGGAAGACGCGGAGCACCGGUUCUGUCAACGAUCCGUCUGUCAACAGUGUUCGAGCCAUUGCUAUCAUACUACGAAAGAUGAUGGAACAGGUGUACAAUGUCGAAUGUGUGACCGGUGUUACGAGCAGUUGAGCCCAGCUACUCCAGAUAAACCGGAUGAGGAUAAACUGCAGGUUAGUUUUUCACUUUCCUAUCCUUAAGC